Drosophila willistoni is the source of this 926-nucleotide messenger RNA. RefSeq names its product alpha-ketoglutarate-dependent dioxygenase alkB homolog 6. Bases 134 to 820 code for a protein of 228 amino acids. Lineage: Eukaryota; Metazoa; Arthropoda; Insecta; Diptera; Drosophilidae. The record is from RefSeq and is a predicted model, not a curated record. The transcript has 2 exons.
CGCAAAUUGUAGUCCACCCCUGGGCUUGCUGAAGGGAAAAACAGCUGAUUCAAAAUUCAAAGUCGCCAACAAAAAUAUUGAUUUGCAAUUAUUGUUGUUAAUUAGUAAAUUAGAGUAGCAUUUAGAGUUAGUCAUGGAUUUCACCGACUUUGAAGUGCGGAAGUGCCCACCUACUGUCAUGUACAUUCCCAAUUUCAUUACCUCCGAGGAAGAACAGCGUAUUCUAAGUCAGAUUGAACGUACCCCCAAACCGCGCUGGACACAAUUACUCAAUCGUCGCCUGGUCAACUAUGGCGGUGUGCCUCAUCCCAAUGGUAUGAUAGCCGAAGAGAUUCCUGAAUGGCUACAAAGUUAUGUGGAUAAAGUUAACAAUUUGGGCAUAUUCGAAUCACAGAAUGCCAAUCAUGUGCUGGUCAAUGAGUAUUUGCCCGGCCAGGGAAUCUUGCCCCACACAGAUGGACCCCUUUUUUAUCCAAUCAUAUCAACAAUUUCUUGCGGAGCUCAUACAGUGCUAGAGUUUGCAAAGCGUGAAGGCAACGAAGAAGGAGAUCGAAAUGAAGAUCAUGCUGGGCGCGAAGUUCUUUUUAAACUGCUGCUGGAGCCUAGAAGUUUGCUUAUCCUGAAGGAUUCUUUGUACACAGACUAUUUGCAUUCCAUUGGUGAGACCAACGAGGAUACACUCUGUGAUCGCAUUUGCAAUUAUGAUCUUUGCGAGAACACCUACAAAAUUGGCGAUCAUUUGAGGCGACGUUCGCCACGCAUUUCCCUUACCAUACGUAAUGUGCCCAAAACUAGCAAAAUGAAGCUGAAAUUCUGUUAGACUGAUCCUCAGGGAUUAUGAUAAUAAGCAAUUUAAUAUUUAAUGUUAUUGCAAUUGUGUGUUAUUGCUAUUGGAAUCAAUGUUAACUAAAAAUAUGCACAACUUA